Molecule: messenger RNA, 3678 nt
Organism: Liolophura sinensis
Lineage: Eukaryota; Metazoa; Mollusca; Polyplacophora; Chitonida; Chitonidae
Exons: 9
Coding region: 167-2383 (738 amino acids)
Source: RefSeq, a predicted model, not a curated record
UAGAACAUCGCCAUGAUAUUAAAGUGUUAACUUCCUUCACAAGAGCAGUUUCCACGUUGACUCCUGGAUUCAUUGUAUCGACUAAGGCACAGCAGAAUGGUAACUUUAAAGAACUGAAAAUAGUGAAAGGCAUUCAGAACGACGUGACGAACUUUUGCACAUCAAAAUGAAGAGGGGCGUUACUGGUAGGCCUGCCAGCAGCAUCACGGAUUCAGAGUGUACAGUAGUGGUUUUACAAGGUGUUUUGGACAAAGUCAGCAAAAUUGGCUUUAAUUCAAGGAAGUUAUGCGUUCUCACCAAAUCAGAAUUCUUUUAUUACUCAGACCAUAAGGCUCGUGGAUCUGUGAAGCAUGUUUCCCUCCAAGACGUUCAAGCGGUAAAGAGAGAUCACUCUAGUAAAGGAUUUCAGUUCGAGAUCAUUACACAUCACAAAACUGAAACCUUCGCUGCAGAUUCUCUUGAAAUAUGUCAGCAAUGGUUAAAGGCUAUACAGUCUACCUUACUGACCAACAGACGAAUUAGUGUCUCAUCAGCGAACUCAGGAGGCAUGGAAUCAACCAGGUCGCCAGUCGCCAAAUAUGGUGGUCACCCUUAUGAAGAAGUGGACAUUGAUGAUGAGGGCCCAAAGAUUGCCUCUGGAAAGAACAGUUCCCAACCUGAUAUGCCAACAUUCAAAUUACAUGCAUAUGAGACAGUAGACUUAGAUGAUGAGGAUAAACCCAAGAUAGAUAAUCCCAAGGAGGAUAAACCUAACAUAGAUAAUCCUAAGGAGGAUAAACCCAAGAUAGAUAAACCCAAGGAGGAUAAACCCAAGAUAAAGCCAGCUACAAGAGGUGUUUGUAGUACAGUUGAUGCUUUAGGAGGGCCACCUGACACUGUCUUAUCACAGGGAAACCCAUCCACUCAGCCAAAGUCCUCGGAGAAACACAACCUGGCUCCAAUUAGUUCUGAUUCACAUAAACCAGCAAGAGGCAUGGAAUCAACCAGGUCGCCAGUCGCCAAAUAUGGUGGUCACCCUAAUGAAGAAGUGGACAUUGAUGAUGAGGGCCCAAAGAUUGCCUCUGGAAAGAACAGUUCCCAACCUGAUAUGCCAACAUUCAAAUUACAUGCAUAUGAGACAGUAGACUUAGAUGAUGAGGAUAAACCCAAGAUAGAUAAUCCCAAGGAGGAUGAACCUAACAUAGAUAAUCCUAAGGAGGAUAAACCCAAGAUAGAUAAGCCCAAGGAGGAUAAACCCAAGAUAAAGCCAGCUACAAGAGGUGUUUGUAGUACAGUUGAUGCUUUAGGAGGGCCACCUGACACCGUCUUAUCACAGGGAAACCCAUCCACUCAGCCAAAGUCCUCGGAGAAACACAACCUGGCUCCAAUUAGUUCUGAUUCACAUAAACCAGCAAGACUAAAGACUCCACCACCUCUCCUUCCGAAACCAAGUCUAAUUCCUAAAUCACCCGGCCAUGAGAACAGACCUAUCCCAGCCCCUCGCAAUAGGGGAGUGUGUAUGACUGUAGACACCCUGAGGGGACCCCCAGGCACCACUCCAGGUAACAUGUCGCCCACUGAAUCUCAACCAGAAGAGCCUCCGUUAUACUCGGAGGUUAUGCCAAAAAGGUCAGAUCUGUACACUGAAUGUAAGAAGCUAAAAGAGGAACAAGGAGAAAGAAGACAGGAGGGUGAGAAGGGUAAGCCUGCAGGGUCAGCUGAUGGUAAUGUGGGGAAUUCCGGCUAUAGCGAGGCCUACGUAAGUGUUGAUCAGCCCAUUGAGGGGCUCUACUCACAGGUGUCAAAGGUCAAGACAAGGAAAGAGGAGAUAACUCAAUCUGGUAUUUAUUCAUUAGCGAAGGAUAUCUGCGCAGAUGUGUUGCCAGCAUCAGCGUCAAGGCCACCUGCGUCAACACCACCUACAUCAAACACAUCUGUGUCAACACCACCUACGUCAAGGCCACCUGUGUCAACACCACCUACAUCAAACACAUCUGUGUCAACACCACCUACGUCAACGACACCUGUGUCAACACCACCUCUGUCUACAACAGCUUUGCCAACACCAGCUACGCCAACUAAAGUGGUUUCAACGACGCCAGCACCAAGCCCACUUUCGGCAAACGUGCGGACAUCAACACCAGCUGUGUUAACUGCACAGCCUGAAGAGAUUUACAAUGAUGCAAUGAGCUGUCAGUCUUCUGAGCAGCAAGCCAAUCCUGGCUCAGUUCCUCAGGCUGCCGAUGACACUGAUGAACUAACAAUGAAUUCUGCCAACAGCAACACGCUCAAAGAUGUCAAUUCCAAUGCCAUCCCAAUUGCAUCGCUAUGCUAUGGUCCUAUGACCCGCCAUGAUGCCAUCAACAAACUGGAUCAGUUUCUCUCUGCGCGUGGAAAAGUGUAAAAUCAUUCCACAACGUAAGAUGGCAAGCACCUAACUGCAAACAAUAUGAAACAACAUGUGUGAAAAGCAAACAGAGAUCUUUCAUAACAUGAAAUUUUUAUUCUGCUAAGAUGAUUUUAUUUCUUCACGUUUUUUUGGAGACACAUAUACAUUGGGAUAUUUCAGAAUGACAUUUUUAUAAUUAUUGGCAUCGUCAGAUGUUUUUUAUUGUGAGUGGCCACAAAACAGAAAUGUCACUUGGCAAAGGAAUAUGGAUCUACACAAGACUGUGAUGAAGAAAAUCCACCUUGUUGACCAUCGAUGUAUAUUGUACAUAACCAUGGCAUAGACCUUGCUCUUCUUGACUUCAAAAUCUGUCAUGUAUCAUCUUGUUUUUUAAUUUUUGAGGGAAUGUUAAGAUAAGUAUUGUUGGUAUGUGUUGUUUGUGUGUUUUCUGUGGAAUACUCGUUGUUUUAACUUGAAUACUUGUUUUUCUUUUCGAAUGUCUUUUUACUUGUAAACUAAGUGAAGUAUGCUUUAGUGCAGAUUUAAACCCCAAUUAAAUAGAUAAAUAAGCAGAUUAGAAUUAAUCUUCGCAGUGAGCAGCGAAGACUGUUGUAAAGUGAAAGGAUUUUUUUGCGGCUUGCAAAUUCUUUCAGAUUUUUUUACCUGUGGUCAAUUUUUCUUAAAACGAAUGAAGGCUUUUAUGAUGGUUUCUUUAUGCCGUUGAAUGGGUUGUAUGCACAUUUAGUUACUUGUUCAAGAUUUGCAAUACUAAGUAGUGUCGGUUAUAACCUUACUAACCAAUUUAAUGACAUUACGAGAAAUUGACUGACAGUGGAAAAAAUACUUUUCAUCUCAGAAUAUCCAUCUCAUUAGUUAGUUUCAUGUUAGUAGUAUUUAGUACUUUAUGCAAAAAUGCAUUCAUCAAGUGUAAUAAUUAGUGUAUGACUCUAGUGUAACACUUAUGCAUUAAAACGUGAAUAAAUGAAUGUAAAAUACAUACUAGUCUUGCUGAGACUGACAGUAAGUCAUUACUGUUCACAGCUGUUCUAUAUUGUAUAUACAAGUAUGUACAAUAAGAUUUUUAUUUUCAAAUUCUUGGUGAAAUAUAAUAGGCAUUAAUAUUGAUCUGACCAAUAUGAAUUAUGGGUAUUUGAUUAUUAAUUAUACAUAUUUAAUUACUUCUGUAUGUUUUUGUAUUAUCUCAGUAUUUUACAUCAAUAUAUAUGCAGGUGUAGAUUUAAAGCUAUUUUAAACAUUUGAUCAUGGUAUCAUGUUGUUACUUUGUAUUUUUCAAUUAAAACAGAUGACCA